AUGAAUAACAGAGGGCGCCGUCGCCAUCGGGAGUCCGUCGAAAUGCACGGCUCCGGCUUUCGAGGGCAAAGGGGGGGGAAGAACGACCCAAGGGUACCGGUCAUGAAUCUUCGCAACCGCACCAAGCCAUCGGAAGAGCCGCGCUCUAACGCCGGAGCAGAGAAUGGCAGAAAUAAUGUCUCCGGUCCACACUCUCCUCUUCCGGAUGCUUCGAUGGUGAGCCGCAUCCCUGCGCCGGCGCCGUCUCCUGGCAAAGACUUUUGCAAACGGCUGCUAGCAAACGAACAGGAGACAAGCUUCUUUGGAGAGGCCAGCCACGGCCGCACGGCCCAUAGGGCAUCGGGCGCUUGGGAGCAAGCUGUGCCUGUCUUGCUUCAUUUGUGGGCUAGCACGUCGCACCAAAACGGAUCGUCAAUACUUUCAGCGAUGAAACCUGAAGAGUGCCUUUCCAUGUUGAGUGGCUGUCAAUCGAGCGCGGCAGACGUCGUGACGAAUGAUGGUGUUCCCGCGCAUGGGGCGGGCGGGACCCUGCACCGAGGUCCAGCGGGGUCUCCAUUUCUUCCUGGUGCAGACGUUGAAAAAGCUGGAGGCGAAGAAGGUGGAUGUGCGUCCCUCGCCUACUCCGCCUCGCCUCACAUGUGGGACUUCCUAGAACGUCCGAAUGCGAUCUACAGGCAAGCCAACGGCGGCCGAGGAGACGGCUUUACCACAGAAGGCCAAUGUGGCGAUGCUCUGGUUGGUGCACACGUUGCAGACGCAGCUUCCUCCGCCCGUACGAUGGAGUCCCCAUCAGGGUCAUCAUCUCUGCUCAUGGCAGCGCUACAAGAUCACAUGCACCCGAUCCAGGCAACUGAGGAUCGGCUCAGUGUGAGAGGCUCCUCAGUCUCCGGCAGCAGGCAACCCUCGCUGAAGGCGUCUCCGCCGUUUCAGGGCAUCCCUGAGCAUUUACUCGGCUAUGGUGGCGCUACUGCAUCAUCAGCCCUGAGACUGGUCAGCGGCGGUGAGAGCGGCGCCGCCCUCUCAACGGCACCCGAGUCUCUCUGUGUGUCUUCAUCUCCGCAGCAGAUUCCCUGGCGCACCGUCGCCUCGAACGAAGGCAGCGGUCUCAGUGUCGGCUGUGGCGACAGCUACUGUAAGUCUGCAUUAUUUCCAGUGCCGGUGCCAUUCGUUACACGAAUGGAGUCGUGUAUGCACCCGUGGCACCCCGCUCAACGAAACGACCGCCUCGCCGAACCCCAGAACGGGGUGCAGGCUAUGCGAUCCAAUGCGGAGACCGAUCGCGUCGCGGCGGGAGAACGCUUGAUUUUCAGCUCACUGCAGGCUUCUCAACAUUUUGAAGCAAAGCAGAGGGCUUUCUCGCCGUCCUCUCUGGGGACUCAGGGAUUCCCAGUUUCACCUGAGGAAACAGCUCUCCCGAGGGGGAAGCGCUCGCCACCCGGGAUGAACGGAAGCAUCUCUUGGACGGGCUCCGCUCCAGCGCCGACAGCGGUCGCGGCAAUGUGGCGAGCAGCAGCGGAUGCCGAAUCGCGGCGGUCCGAGGCAGAGACGCUGCCGCAGCAUCCGUGCAAAUAUCCCAGCGUAGAGCAAUGUGGAGCGCCUCCAGGAAAUUUGCUUGACAGCCUGAGUCACGAAGCGGCCGGGAGCGUACGCUUUUCGUCGUUGGAAGGUGCGCGUUCGGUGGAGGGUCGCCUGCGGGCAGCAGGCGCCGCUUGGUUUUCCGGAAACUCGUCGCGACCGGAUUGUCAGGCGACGGGACCUGGCACCGGCGAAACACUGGGGUGCUCCUUGCAGAGACAGAGGGACGGCGGGAACCGAAGGAAUUGUGUCGGCGGCUCAGACUCGCUGGAACUCGGGGCGGGUGAAGCCCCGUGCCUCCACAUCAUGCCAACCGCCCAUGCGACCAACAGCGAAGCAGCAGACGCGCUGACGUCUCUUUUUUCUACUCUAAAGGUGGAGCGGCCGCAAGGUGCAGAGACUCGAAGGAGCGACUGCACCGGCAACCAUGGGAGAGCUUUUCCGCAAGCAGGAAGCGGGGACGCUCCGUCUCCGACGACACUGUCUCGCUGUCCGCGCGUGCAGCCUCGAGUGCACCGGCGUCUUCCGCGUUGCACCCGCAGCCCGCGUGAAGACGUUUCAAUCCCGAGCAGCUCACGACAUUCCGAAUCAGAGGAUUCUGCGAACGCCGCUGCGACGGGCAAGGGCGGCAGGCGUCAAUACGUCGGGUUGGACACGCGGUGGGAGGCGAGGGUAGGCGGCGGUAACGAGUCGAAACCGGGUGCGGCGGAGCCAAGCAAGAUCCCACGGAAGGAAACUUCGCUUGACGAGGAGGAGUUUGGCGCAACGGGUUCCACAGAAGCCGGGCUCAACAGGCGACAAAAUGGUGCAGCCCUGACUGCUCUUAACGGCGCCUCUUCAGACGCUGACAAUCGCCGUGCCUCCGAGAGCGGCACGAUUCGUGCUCAGAGGGGUGGCGGGUCGCCGCCAGUCCAGUCAGGCGUCUCUCGCCCAUCCGUGAAGUCAGCCGAAGGAGGAAAUGCAUCUGCGCGGGACGCGACUGGCGCUUGCGCGGUCCGACAGGCAGGCGUUCCUCUACCCCGGAAAAACAGCUCUGGAGGACAGUUGGGGGAUCGCUUCUCGCGAGAUGGGAAUUGCAUCAACUGCGAAACAUCCGACCGAGCGAAAUGUGUCGCCCCGUUCGGUACGCUCUGUGGUACACUCGACGCACAGGGCACCAACGAGAUAUUCUCCCAUGCUGCGGUAUCAGCAGCAAAUGGUUUUAACGCCGCCAGCUGGGUGGCUCCUGAGCUUGCCAGUCUGUUGCCGUUGACACGUGCCACUUUAUCGCGCCUGCAAGGGUCACACUGCAGCGGCCAGCAGAGUCAGUGCUCAACUCAGCGAGAGAAAGACGGCGGCGGCGGGGGUUCCAGAGCGUGUAAGCAGUCAGCGGUCGAUGAAGGGGCGGCACAGGACGAGGCGGCUGACGGAGUGCGGCUGGCAGCCGGCAAGAGUGACGCGGUUGAAGGCCAGUGCCGACAAGACAGCAAGCGCCUCGCGCUUCAGUCGUCGCCGGGUUGUGUGGAGGUGGCGCCCAUCCGACCGCGACAAGAACACAGCAAACCGGGCCGACCGCGCAAAGAUGAUAUGUGGAGAUGGGGCGACGGCGACGCAGAAGAGAUUCACGGCGAGCCAGCUGUGUCGGAGGCAAACCUGGACGCGGGAGCGCGCGCGGAGGUGACCUCAGGACUCCGACAGCCGUGUCUGUUCUUGACAGAAGAGCGGCGCGGGUCCACAGGGGACAGCGGCUCGGCCUCGGACAUAGGUGCACCUGAGCCCGUUAGGACUCCCGCAAAGAAUCUGGGCAGUGUGCACCAUCCGAAGGACUGUCGUCCGUGCGCCUUCGUAUGGGGGAAAGGAUGCCACAACGGGUGGGCGUGCAAGUUCUGCCAUGAAGAGCACGGGCCCCGCAAGAAGAAACCAAUGAAGGACCAGAAGAAUCUUAUGAUUAUUGCCAGACCAGAUGGAAAGCUUGAGUUUAUUCGAUGCAGCCUCAAAGAGGCUUUGAAAGCCUGCAGCUGA
This is a messenger RNA of Besnoitia besnoiti, 3576 nucleotides long. RefSeq lists its product as uncharacterized. Bases 1 to 3576 code for a protein of 1191 amino acids. The record is from RefSeq and is a predicted model, not a curated record. The transcript has a single exon. NCBI's taxonomy places the organism in Eukaryota, Apicomplexa, Conoidasida, Eucoccidiorida, Sarcocystidae.